AACCAUUGCUGUUGUCACUGUCGGUUAAUCUUUAUUCAUCAGAAUUUCUUAUUAACCUUCGAUAUAAACUCUCAAAUGGAGCAACAGAUGUUCUAGUUUAACUUGGUAUUCUUUUCUUUUUUUCUCUCAUUGUUGCAUAUCUUCCUUCAUUGAUUGUUCCAUUUCUUGAAAAAUUCCCCAGUUUUGGUUCAAACAUCUGUUUCUCUUGUCCCAAUUUUCCAUGGUGUAUAAGAACAAAAACGAGGUGGUUUCACAUGGAGGAUCCAAGGGUUUAAUGGAGAAUGAAAUCAAAGAAUCCCCUUUGGCAUCUAUGCCCAGAUUGCCUAUACAGAGUAGCAGACCAAGCAGCAUGGUUGUUAAGAAAGCGCAUACCGUGAUUCCGGCGCAUAUCGUAGCCGAGGCGAUCUCGACGCUUCAUGGCCUCGACCUCAGAUGGUCGGGGCCGAUCACACCGACGGAAAGGGAGUAUGUUGAACAAUAUGUGUUGGCAAAAUAUCCACAAUAUGCAGGUCAAGUUGAGUUAGAAAAUAUAGACCUUUCUAGUCUUUGUAUCAAUGAAGAGUCCUCUGAGUCAGCAAUUGAUGAUAAAAAGAAAUCACCAAGAACUAGUUUAAGGGAGUCCUCUUCGCCUUUCUUUGGAAGCAACCAUCCCGACUUGGACCGGAUUCAAUUGGAGCCAUCGAGAUUGCUUGACAUCCUCACAAAGAAAUCGUCCUUUCCUGGAAGUUUCAUUUCGAUCCCAGAAAUCCAAGCUCAAAACAAAGUUCUGAAACACUGCGGAUUACCGGACGACGACUACCUCGUUCUCUUCACACCGAACUACAAGGAUGCAAUGAUGCUUGUAGGAGAAAGUUACCCUUUUUUUAAAGGGAAUUUCUACAUGAGCAUCAUUGGUGAAGAACUUGAUUGUGCGAGAGAAUUUGCCAGUUACAAGGAAUCAAAAGUGAUAUUGGCACCAGAAACAUGGUUGGAUUUGAGAAUCAAAGGAUCACAACUCAGCCAAUAUUUCAGGAAAAAAUGUAAGCAUAGCCCCAAAGGAUUGUUCUCAUAUCCAGCCGAUGUUAAUGGAAUGCGUUACUCCAUGCAUUGGAUUUCGGAAGCUCAUAGGAAUUCAUGGCACGUUCUGCUCGAUGCAACAGGUAUAGUCGUCGGACAAGACCGGUUGAACCUCGCGCUUCAUCGACCUGAUUUCGUGCUUUGUAGUCUGGAGAAUACACAUGCCCAACCAUCAAGGAUAACUUGCCUUUUGGUGAGGAAGAAAUCGUUUGAUACAACAACAUCUACAUCUCAGAUCAGUGAGUGAAACAUGGGGAUUAGCUUAUUCGAAUACGUUAUAUCACAUGUUUCAAUUGUUUUAAUAUUUAUAGCUAUAUAUAUAUUGGAAUUUUGAACAAAUAAAAUGAGUUUUUCAU
Molecule: messenger RNA, 1412 nt
Organism: Hibiscus syriacus
Lineage: Eukaryota; Viridiplantae; Streptophyta; Magnoliopsida; Malvales; Malvaceae
Exons: 3
Coding region: 221-1303 (360 amino acids)
Source: RefSeq, a predicted model, not a curated record